Pteropus alecto (black flying fox) is the source of this 2046-nucleotide messenger RNA. It is a transcript of the gene LRRC20, whose product is annotated as leucine rich repeat containing 20. The record is from RefSeq and is a predicted model, not a curated record. Lineage: Eukaryota; Metazoa; Chordata; Mammalia; Chiroptera; Pteropodidae. The transcript is spliced from 9 exons. The coding region runs from base 145 to 699 and encodes 184 amino acids. Gene Ontology annotation, molecular function: protein binding.
GUUCCGCUGUUGCAUGGGGCGCCGCCGGCGGCCGAGGGAGCGUGACUGCGCUGCGCAGGGCGCUAGGAGGCAUUGUCGCCGCGCAGGCCCACCUCGUGAGCAGCAGACCAGCCUGGUGGCUGGCAGCAGGACGUCCGCGUCUGCAUGCUGAGAAAGAUGGGUGAGGCGGUGGCCAGAGUUGCAAGGAAGGUCAACGAGACGGUGGAGAGCGGCUCUGACACCUUGGAACUGGCAGAAUGUGCAUUACUAACAACCCCUGUUGGGAUCUUUAAGAUUUGUUCCAGCAUGUCUGGGGACCUCCACCUCAUCACGCUUGCCAAUAACGAGCUCAAGUCCCUCACCAGCAAGUUCAUGACCACGUUCUGUCAGCUCCGAGAGCUCCGCCUGGAAGGGAACUUCCUGCACCGCCUUCCCAGUGAGGUCAGCACCCUGCAGCACCUCAAGGCCAUUGACCUGUCCCGAAACCAGUUUCACGACUUCCCUGAACAGCUCACCACCCUGCCGGCACUGGAGACCAUCAAUCUGGAGGAGAACGAGAUUGUGGAUGUGCCCGUGGAGAAGCUGGCUGCCAUGCCUGCCUUACGCAGCAUCAACCUCCGCUUCAACCCACUGAACGCCGAGGUGCGCGUCAUUGCCCCGCCACUCAUCAAGUUUGACAUGCUCAUGUCUCCGGAGGGUGCUCGGGCCCCCCCACCUUAGACCCUGCUCCUCAUGCCCACCCAGCAAGGGACAGAGGCCACCUGGCCUGGCACCCUAAGGAAAGAGAGUCCCACAGGCCCAUGGGAGGCCAAAUUUGGGGAACUGGGGGUGGGUGGGCCAAACAGUGCAUGGUGGGAGGGGGUGCAGCAGUCCGGGAUAGAUAGCUUAGAGCAGUAGUGGCCCUGGAAUGCCCAGGGGAAGAAGGCGAGACAGGGGCUGGAGCCCAGACUCUGGGCACUCACAGUUUCUGUGCAAACUUGGGCAGAUCCUCCCACACUCUGAGUUUUGUAAUUUGGGGAAAGGGGUGGUGGGGGGAUCUUUGCCACCUUUGGACUCCUCGGAGGCUUUUUAGGGAACACAUGCCUCCAAGUUACCUUCAAAUCCUCGGUAUCUUCUGAGUCCGUGGCUGAGCAUCGCUGAGCAUUUUUCUGGCUCCUAUGGUUUGAGGCCUUGUUUCUAGUGCUGAGAGCUAGUCGCUGGCCUUAAAGUAAUAGAAGACAACCUGCAUCUAUUUAUUGCUUCCUGAGAACUGAUGUGGCUGAGGCCUUUCACAGCACUCCAUCCUCGGCCUCGUGGGUCCCUGGAUUGGCGGGAGCCUGAACCAGGAAUCAUGGAAAAACUGCGGAGAGAACGUGGCCCAAAGCUGCAGCAGGGCUGACAAGAGCCCAAGGAUCAGGAAACUGGGGAGCAAAUCAAGUUAGUUCUCUCCUUCCUCAUAAUUAAGAAAUCAAUGGGGUAGCAAGUUCUGAGUGUUCCAUUCAGGUGGGCCUGGCAUCACCCCUUGAGCUUCAGGAGAGGUGGCCCAGAGAGAGAAAAAGCCAUUUGCACCUGUGCUACCCUCAACACGGUCUCCCUCUGGUAGCUAUCUGGCUGCCUUGUCAUCGUUCCCCCUGGAGGCAGAAGGCAAUAUGAUGAACCGUUGGAUUUGUAGCCGGCCAGCUGCCAGGCUCCCCCCCACAGCCCUGAUAACCUAGUCAUUUCUAGGUCCUUGGCCUGCAGUUCAGUGUAUAGCCAGGCAAUAGGGUGACCAACCAUUCCUGUUUGCUCAGGACAUGGGACUUUCACCCAACAAACAGGAACAACAGGUCCUACGAGGAGAGGGCCUGGGGCUCUUUCUUCCUGACUGACAUCUGUGGUUUGGAGAACUCCUGACAUCUUGAUCCCUCAGGUAUCUACCUCCCAUUUUCUUAUCUGUGGAGCAAGCAUAUCAGACUCCAUCUGGUCUGGACCUUUGUCUGGGUCUGUGAGAGACACCUGAGACCCCAGGACUUGAGCAAGCAAGGCCACCCAAAUCCUACACCAAUAGGCCACUCUCGCAUUCCUAGGGUUAAGCUGUUCAGAGCUCAG